Messenger RNA from Beauveria bassiana ARSEF 2860, 1590 nucleotides. RefSeq names its product MFS transporter, putative. The coding region runs from base 1 to 1590 and encodes 529 amino acids. Gene Ontology annotation, biological process: transmembrane transport. The transcript has 4 exons. Lineage: Eukaryota; Fungi; Ascomycota; Sordariomycetes; Hypocreales; Cordycipitaceae. The record is from RefSeq and is a predicted model, not a curated record. Gene Ontology annotation, molecular function: transmembrane transporter activity. Gene Ontology annotation, cellular component: membrane.
AUGGCCUCGGACGGCGACCGAUCCGACGAGCAGCGACCGCUGCUUCACGAGGGCGCCUCGAGUGUUGGUGGUGACGCGGCCCUGCCCAAGACGACAACGACGACCCAGCCAACAGCGUCGUCGUCGUCGUCGUCGUCGUCGUCGUCGUCGUUGUGGUCGCGCCGCGGGCUCCUCGUCUCUUCGCUGCUCAUCCUGCUCACGUCCAACCUGACGGCGAUUCUCGUGGACACGGCGAGCAACCAGCUGAUUGAGGGCGCGGCGUGCAAGCAGCUGCAUCCCGAAGUGACGGACUGGUACAAGGACCCCGUGUGCAAGAAGAGCCUCGACGUGCAGGACCGUCUGGCGCUGAUUGCGGGGUGGGAGUACUCGUGGUCGCUGGUGCCGGGCCUGCUGCUGGCGAUCCCAUAUGGCGUCUUUAUGGAUCGGUACGGGCCGCGGGCGAUGCUGAUUCUCGUCGCGCUCGGUGGCGUCAUUACGCAGACGCUCUACCUGGUCCGGGGUUUGUGUGAUGAAGCCCAGUACCCGGAGCUCUUUGAUUUACGCAUGCUUUGGGGUUGUGUGUUUAUCGGCUCCGUCAUUGGUGGUGGUAACAUCGGUUGGCAAGCCGUUGUUUACACCGUGUGCAACAUGAUUGCGUCAAAAGACAACAGGGCCGAGAUCCUCUUCUACGUGUCUUCAAUCACCACAUUAAACAUGCUAUUUGGAGGGUUCCUUGUCUACUGGGCAAUGAAUAUCGGGCCCGUAUUUGCACAGUCACUCGGCUGUGUCAUAUUUGUCGUAGAACUUGCAUUGUCCUUUACGCUGCCUGGCGGGUUGGCCUCGGGCGAGCCUGUGACGCAAACUGACAGUAACGCUUCUGCCUGGCAAGCAAUCGUUCACGGCCUGAGCGGAACCAAAAAAGGCGUCAUGGGCUUUGGCAAGCUCUUUAGCCAGAAUCGCCAGUUGGGGCUUUUACUGAUAAGCCUUGUGAUUUCCACCAUUGGCAUCAGACAGUCGGGCAUUCGACAGCAAUAUGCAACUCACAGAUAUGGCUGGUCUUGGGCAAAGGCCGGUUUAAUGGUCUCCGUGACCUCUACUACAACGCUUGUUGUUAUGGUUCUCCUUGUCCCAUUUGCAAGUCGGCACCUACUAAAGACCCGGUCCGCCAUGGGAAAGGAUCUCGUUAUUGCCCGUGCCGGCAUCCUUUCACUCGCCUUUGGCAGCCUUUUCGUGGGUUUGGCCAGGACAUCAGAGCAGUUUAUUGCCGCACUCGUCUUCUACAUGACGGAAAGCUGCUACAUGCCGGCGAUUAUUAGCACCAUUGCCGCCAUGGCGGGCGUUGAUAAUAUCCAAGCGGACCGUACUGGCUCUCUCUACAUGGCGGUCGUGUUCAUGAAUAAUUUGGGCGCCAUAGUCGCCGGACCAAUUAUUUCUUCGCUUCUUCGUGUUGGCAUGAGUCUGGGGGGUGACUGGGUCGGUCUGCCGUUCUUUGUCGAGGCAGCCAUACAAAUUGUUACCAUUUGUAUUGUCUUUAGUAUCAGAGAGAGCCACUACAAGCGUCUUCAAACACAAGAAGAUGGGCAAGACUCGACGUCUGCUGCAUCAGCUUAG